AUGAAUAAUUCACCUUCUUCUGUCAAUAGUCUUUUAUCAAAUUUAAAAUCAACAAUUGAAUUAUUAAUUCAAUUUCGAGGUGAUUCACUAACAACAAAAUAUGGUGCCAUUGAAAGACUUCGAUUGGUUAUUUUGGCUAUUCUAACACAUAGUCUCAAACAAAAUACACAUGAUAUCUAUGAACAAUUAUGGCAAUUAAUUGUUCGUUUAAAUGCAAAUUCUCAGCGAUAUAUUCAUUUAUUACAAGAUAUAUAUCAUAAAGAAAAUAUUCGACAAUCUGUUGAACAAUGGAUUGAUCAAUCGGUUAUAAGUCAAUGUUUAUCUCAACAACUAUCAUGUGCUGAACAUGAUAAUGAUUUAUUCGAACAAUAUUAUUAUCGUAAAUGA
Rotaria sordida is the source of this 387-nucleotide messenger RNA. The record is from the annotation of a GenBank genome assembly. NCBI's taxonomy places the organism in Eukaryota, Metazoa, Rotifera, Eurotatoria, Philodinida, Philodinidae.